Messenger RNA from Penicillium expansum, 831 nucleotides. RefSeq lists its product as uncharacterized. Lineage: Eukaryota; Fungi; Ascomycota; Eurotiomycetes; Eurotiales; Aspergillaceae. The record is from RefSeq and is a predicted model, not a curated record. The transcript has 3 exons. The coding region runs from base 1 to 831 and encodes 276 amino acids.
AUGGACCCUCUCUCUAUCACCGCCAACGUCUUAGCCUUACUGGAAACAUCAAUCAAUAUCACAGGUCGACUCAGGAUUGCCUACUCAUCCAGCUUGCUAAAACAGCACCAUGAGGAGUUACAACGUACCGAGAGUGUCAUACGGGUUGUUCACAGUGAAGGAUUUCUUGAGACAGAAGCCGUGACAUCCGAGUUGAACAAAUUGAAGAAUCUGUCACAGGAGCUCCUCACGCUUCUUGAACGACUAGAUUCAGGGAAGAAGUCUAUUCCACGCCAGAUUGCCUAUCAACUCGCGAACGGAUCACAAGAUGAAGAACAUCUCGCCAAGAUUGUGGAAAGAAUGAACACUGUGAAGACAAACAUCAUCCUGCAUGUACAAGUUGCCGGUGUUGGACUUACGCGUGAUGGCCAAAGCAUCAUUGCCGCCAACGCAGCCAAAAUUAGCCAGCUUGGCCGGACUGUAAGGGAGUUACUUGGUGAUGGACAGGGAUUGAGGAUUACGAGUCUGAUGAAAGAUCAACCUCUGCGUGAAGGCGGUACACCUAUUCUAGACUCAGAUGAUUUGAAUCAGAUUGGCGUAUCGAUUCGUAAUGGAGGAACUACUCGAACGAUUAUUGGCAACUUAACGAGACCACAAGCGCUCCAGAUCAACGGACCAGUCGGCAAAGAUGAGUGGAAGACCAUCAGUCAUCUUGAGAUUAGAGAUAAUGAGGCUGGCCCAGCUAGCUCACAGGUCAACUAUCCUGUUUCUGGUAUCGUUUUUGCCUCUCUCCUGUUUGACCAUGCCAUCAAAUACGUGUUGCUAUUUGUUUUGAUCUACCUUGUUUUUUAA